This is a messenger RNA of Suillus clintonianus, 1870 nucleotides long. RefSeq lists its product as uncharacterized. Lineage: Eukaryota; Fungi; Basidiomycota; Agaricomycetes; Boletales; Suillaceae. The record is from RefSeq and is a predicted model, not a curated record. The transcript has 3 exons. The annotation marks the transcript as partial.
UUGACGAGUCGCAGAUAUGCCCUUGUUGGAGUGGCAUGCUCUAGUAUCUUCAGCUGCUUAUGCAUCAUUGCAGGCAUUGUCACUUUAGCCAAUCACGGAGUCUCAGGAGUAACCAUGGUCAAUAAUGCUGACAAGGAUAUUCAGUUGAACAUGCUGGCGGAGAUAGUGGCCCUGAUACUAAACUUAAUCGUCACGUUAUGCACGGAGUCCAUAGGCUUCGUGCACGGCAUCUCAUUGCGCUCUGCACUAGCCUCAGAGUCUCGACUUCGUUUCAAUACCAAUCUGCACCUUUUAACCGCAGCUCGUGGGUGGUAUAGCCCUAACGGCGCCCUGCUUAAUGGUGUCUCGGCUGUCCUCCUCAUUGUAUCCUAUAGCUCAACCUCACUUGUCGUAUGUUUAAACUAUCAACCCGACCAAACGCUGCCAAUGACACCAAUAAUAAUUGAAUCUCCAGGCUUUGCCAUCACAGGGUUACCCCUCCUCUUUUUGGGUCUCGCACUCCUCCUCCAGGUGGUAAUUGCAUUGUUAGGGAUGCGGGCUGUCAAAAUCUUGACGUGGAGCUCCUCGCCUCUUGACCUGGCCGCAGCGCUGGUACACCACACACAAGUAACUCCGGUUGCUUUCCGGUGCAUGCGUUGUGUAUCUGACCUGGAUGCAGAUGGAGGUCCAGCGAAGCCGUCAGAGACACAGCCUGCUGCGUGGCAUGCUCACCCCAGCAUCCGAAAAGUAGUAAUUUUUCUUUGGGGGAUCGUUGUAGCAUGCGCUGGAUGGGCCGCACUCAUCAUGUAUAUCUGGCACAAGUACGCCAGCACGACUCGAAUGUCCCACUCUGCGCUGACCGCACAAGCGUGGUCGUUCUUGCCGGGGGGCAAUUACAUCGCGUAUAACAUGCCAGGUGGUAUCCAUAUUCAGACGUGGAUUCUGCUCUUUGUCAACAUGGCAGUUGUCCAGGGAUUUUUGACACUCGGGCUGCAUUGCUCGGAGCUCAUCGCGAAUGUUAUUCGAGAUGAAAGUCAGUGGAGAUGCGCUACCGGAAGAAAGGGACUUAGAAUGACGACAAAUCCCCUGAAGUCAAUUUUCGGUCAUCCAAUCUGUCUCGUACUUUUCGUCGCGAAGCCUUUCCUCCACUGGAUGUUUGGGCUUUCGUUCAGUGUAUCUCGCAGCGCCUUUGACGGGGAAAUAGGGGAGAUGUCGGUAUUCAUGUACACUGCCCAGAUCUGGAACUUAUCUAUAGCGCUGGCUGUGUUCGCAUGUUUCUUCACUUUUGUCGCACUGCGCCGACCGCGGGGCCACCAGCCAGCUGCAUAUGGCCACCUCCAGACACUCGCGAACCUCGUGGAUGAGUGGUCGCCUGUGAUGUGGUGGGGACACAAGGAGGACUGGAUUCCGUACUGUCAUGCUGGUAGGGCACUUAUAUGAUGAUGAUGAUGCUGCAUUGACAUUUUUUAACAGGGACGAGUGAUCACCCGCUGCCGGAUGUGAAGGUGGACUGCGUCUAUGCUGGUACGCAUGCGUCAGAGAAUAUGCUUUAACCUCCAACCAUGAGCCUGAGCUUCAUCAUGAAUCCUGUACCACCUUUGUCGCUUGCUGCUCUAGAAGUUAUCGAAAAUCUAGCAACCAACUUUACGUUUCGACGAAACAACUUCACCAACAAACUCUCGUACAACUCGAUUUUCUCUCACAUGGAACACAUCAUUAUUCCAUCUCAAAUGUCUUGUAUUCUAACCUGUCGCAAGAUAGACUUCCGAGUGAGACUGGUUUGAGCAUCUAUGUUGAUGCCGGUGCUAAAUCUGCUGAUGAUGAUCUUGUGUCCGAUAAACAUGUGCAUCAAUAUCGUCAAUUCUACGUCGACGUGAACUGGUGCUCUCUA